Molecule: messenger RNA, 1113 nt
Organism: Zonotrichia leucophrys gambelii
Lineage: Eukaryota; Metazoa; Chordata; Aves; Passeriformes; Passerellidae
Gene: MYMK
Product: myomaker, myoblast fusion factor
Exons: 5
Coding region: 1-663 (220 amino acids)
Cellular component (GO): membrane
Source: RefSeq, a predicted model, not a curated record
AUGGGCUCGCUGGUGGCCAAGCUCCUUCUGCCCACCCUCAGCUCCUUGGUCUUCCUCCCCACCAUCAGCAUCGCGGCCAAGCGGCGUUUCCACAUGGAAGCCAUGGUUUAUUUCUUCACAAUGUUCUUCGUGGCGUUUUACCACCUUUGUGACGGCCCUGGGUUAUCAGUGCUGUGCUUUAUGCGCUACGACAUCCUGGAGUACUUCAGCAUCUACGGAACAGCCCUGUCCAUCUGGGUGUCCCUGAUGGCCCUGGCAGAGUUUGACGAGCCCAAGAGAUCGACCUUCAUCAUGUUUGGAGUCCUCACCAUCGCCGUGAGGAUCUACCAUGACCGCUGGGGCUACGGCGUCUACUCGGGCCCCAUCGGGACGGCCGUGCUGGUGAUCACGGUCAGAUGGCUGCAGAAGAUGAAGGAGAAGAAAGGGCUCUAUCCUGACAAGAGUGUCUACACCCAACAGAUCGGUCCUGGCUUCUGUUUCGGGGCGCUGGCGCUGAUGCUGAGGUUCUUCUUUGAGGAGUGGGAUUACACCUACGUGCACAGCUUCUACCACUGUGCCCUGGCCAUGGCCCUCGUGCUGCUGCUGCCCAAGGAGAACAAGAAGGCUGGGAGUGCCGGGACCCCCGCCAGGCUGGACUGCUCCACGCUCUGCUGCUGCGUCUGAGCCCACGGGCACGCGUGUUCCUGCCCCUGGUGAUGGAGGAUGCAGCCAAAAGGAAAAUGCCUGCCUGUGCUGCGUUUUCCUCUGGUAUCUUUUCCCACCAGCUCCGUGCCUGCUCUGGGAUUUUCUCCCCUGGGAAGUUCCCUGGGUAACCUGGCCUAGUGGAAGGUGUCCCUGCCCAUGGGCAUUGAAACAAGAUGGGCUUUAAGGUUUCUCCCAAACCAUCCUGUGAUUCACCUUUCCACCACCAGCCCUAGCAAAGCUUGCACUCCCAGUUUGGUACAUAUCCCUAUUCUCCCUGGAGGAGCACUCAGCUGGGCUGUGACCUGUCCCCUGCCCCAGGAGACCCCUGCCCUCCCAGCCAUGUCACUUCCUGGGCUGUCCCAUGCUCUGACAUGGCAGGACCCAAGUUGUGCCCUCCGUGCAGGUUUGCUGUGCACACAAAGCUUGGUU